Stegastes partitus (bicolor damselfish) is the source of this 1495-nucleotide messenger RNA. RefSeq names its product iroquois homeobox 4a (gene irx4a). Gene Ontology annotation, biological process: regulation of transcription by RNA polymerase II; neuron differentiation; cell development. The transcript is spliced from 6 exons. Bases 53 to 1495 code for a protein of 480 amino acids. Gene Ontology annotation, molecular function: RNA polymerase II cis-regulatory region sequence-specific DNA binding; DNA-binding transcription factor activity, RNA polymerase II-specific. The record is from RefSeq and is a predicted model, not a curated record. Lineage: Eukaryota; Metazoa; Chordata; Actinopteri; Pomacentridae. Gene Ontology annotation, cellular component: nucleus.
GUGGAGACCUUCAGUCUCGCUUUAUUUCUGGAUAUUGGGGGACCUCUCUACCAUGUCAUAUCCACAAUUUGGAUAUCCCUACUCGUCUGCUCCACAAUUCCUGAUGACAACCAACUCUCUGACCACUUGCUGCGAGUCCACCGGCAGAUCCAUAGCCGACUCCGGAGUAGCGGGGUCCGGACAGACACCAGUCUACUGUCCCGUGUACGAGAGCCGGCUGCUGGCCACAGCGAGGCAUGAACUGAGCUCAGCCGCGGCUCUGGGUGUGUACGGGAGCCCCUACACCGGCGGCCAAGGCUAUGGGAAUUACGUUACAUACGGCACGGACGCUUCGGCUUUCUACUCGCUGGGUACAUUUGAUACUAAAGAUGCCACAGCUUCUGCGCAUGCGGGAAUAACGCAGGCAACAGCCUACUACCCUUAUGAUCCUACCCUGGGACAGUAUCAGUAUGACAGAUAUGGUUCCAUGGACGGGGGAACGAGGCGAAAGAACGCCACGCGCGAGACCACCAGCACGCUGAAGGCCUGGCUGCAGGAGCACAGGAAGAACCCGUACCCGACUAAAGGGGAGAAGAUCAUGCUGGCCAUCAUCACCAAGAUGACCCUGACGCAGGUCUCCACAUGGUUCGCCAACGCCAGGAGGAGGCUCAAGAAGGAGAACAAGAUGACGUGGCCGCCCAGAAACAAGGGCUCGGAGGAGAAAAGAUACGACGACGACGAGGACGGCUCUCAGGAGGAGCAGAUAAAAAGCGAGAACAAUGACGAUGAGACCAGGAGUCGGCCUGAUAAGGACCUCCAGCUGAGCGACCUGGAGGAUUUCGACACGCUGGAGUCGGAGAGCUCCGAGUGCGAGCUGAAGCACCGAUACCACAUGAACACGCACAUGUCCACGACGACGACCGACUGUCCCGCCGAGCACCUCAUCAAGGACGCGUCCCUGAAGAUCCCCAUCCCGGUCUCCCUCGGAGGGGAGCAGGACUUGAGCAAAAGUUGCCUCAAAACGAACCCGGAGGAUUUCCAGGCGGACAGCAGACAGAAGGCGUGUUAUAAUCAGCAGCAGCAAGGAGGGCACCAGAUACUAGACGGUAAACCUCGGAUCUGGUCUUUGGCGCAAACCGCGACGUCCCUCAACCAGACUGAGUAUCCGUCCUGCAUGCUGAGGUGCCAGCCGCCGCCCUCCUCCCUCACCCCGUCCCCCGCCGCUACCUCACCCGUGACCGGCCUGGACAACAGGCAGGACUCGCCGGUCACGACCCUGAGAAACUGGGUGGACGGGGUUUUCCACGACCCCUUGUUCAGGCACAGCACUUUGAGCCAGGCUCUGACCAACACCACCGUCUCUUGGACCACGAACACCAAAGGCGCCAUUCUGGAGGCGGAGAGGAGCGCGGCGGCCUUGCAGCAGCAGCAGCAGCAGCAGCACCGCAGGAAAUGGGCUCCCCCUGAAAACAUCUCCAAAUCUAAAAGCUUUAUCGACCUGGCAAACCUCAGCUGA